This is a messenger RNA of Loxodonta africana (African savanna elephant), 2326 nucleotides long. It is a transcript of the gene COQ2, whose product is annotated as coenzyme Q2, polyprenyltransferase. Bases 16 to 1131 code for a protein of 371 amino acids. The record is from RefSeq and is a predicted model, not a curated record. Gene Ontology annotation, biological process: ubiquinone biosynthetic process. NCBI's taxonomy places the organism in Eukaryota, Metazoa, Chordata, Mammalia, Proboscidea, Elephantidae. The transcript has 7 exons. Gene Ontology annotation, cellular component: mitochondrial inner membrane.
GCCCCCGCGAGCGCCAUGCUAGUUUGCCGGGGCGCGGGGCUCACACGGGGCUUGCGGGCCCUGACGCGGCCUUGGCCGCGGGGCUCGGGAGGCCGCUCCCUGGCCCUGGUGCGCGCGGCUGGCGCGCCUCCCACUGGAGACUGGUGGCCCACCGCCCCGCCCGGGCUGCGCGGGCGCCCGCUCAGCCUGUCGGCGGCGGCGGUCGUGGCCUCGGCGCCCCGCCCUCUCCAGCCCUACUUGCGCCUUAUGCGGUUGGACAAGCCCAUUGGAACCUGGCUGCUGUAUCUGCCAUGUACCUGGAGCAUCAGUUUGGCAGCUGAACCAGGUUGUUUUCCAGACUGGUAUAUGCUGUCCCUCUUUGGCACUGGAGCUGUUCUGAUGCGUGGAGCAGGCUGUACUAUAAAUGACAUGUGGGACCACGAGUACGAUAAAAAGGUUACAAGGACAGCAAAUCGCCCAAUAGCUGCUGGAGACAUUUCAACUUUUCAGUCCUUUGUUUUUCUCGGGGGACAGCUGACCUUGGCCCUGGGUGUUCUUCUCAGUCUGAAUUACUACAGCAUAGCUCUGGGAGCAGCAUCCCUACUUCUUGUCAUCACCUACCCGCUAAUGAAAAGAAUUACGUACUGGCCUCAACUAUUCUUGGGGUUGACUUUUAACUGGGGAGCAUUACUUGGAUGGUCUGCUGUCAAGGGCUCCUGUGAUCCAUCUGUUUGCCUGCCACUUUAUUUUUCUGGAAUUAUGUGGACACUGAUAUAUGAUACUAUCUAUGCCCAUCAGGACAAAAAAGAUGAUGUGCUCAUUGGUCUCAAGUCAACAGCACUGAGGUUUCGUGAAAACACCAAGCAGUGGCUCAGCGGCUUCAGCCUGGCAAUGCUGGGGGCCCUGGGCCUAGUGGGAGUGAACUGUGACCAGACCGCACCCUACUACAUUGCCCUGGCUGCUGUAGCAGGCCAUCUGACUCACCAGAUUUCCACUCUAGAUAUCCACAGACCUGAGGAUUGUUGGGAUAAAUUUGCCUCCAACCGAACAAUAGGACUAAUAAUAUUUUUAGGGAUUGUCCUUGGAAAUUUGCAAAAAGAAAAGAAAACAGAAGAAACCAAGAAAAAUAUAGGUAGUAGAUUAGAAAAUUAGCAAAUGAAGCUCAUCUAGGAUUUUUCUUAGAACAGAUUUUUACCACACACUCUCAGGUAUUGUUUCCACAUAAUUACAUUUGAACAAACAGUCUGAUACAAUAUGUUAAAUAAUUAAGAACCAGGAGAUGAAUAUUUGUUUGCCUGGAUUUUAAUUCAACUAUUCUUCCCCCGUCUCAGAAACCAAGGGCUCUUUAGGCUUUGAGGUGACCUCGAGGGUUUAAGUUGAUUCAUCCUUCUGCACACUAUAAUUCUCAGGUGAAGUGAUCGGAAUUGUAUGAGUUUUGGCACUUAACAUGCAUAUUUCAUCUAAAUUAAUGGAUCUGUAAGAAAAUGCGUUCUCUUUUAAGGAAAAAUUAAAGUUGCUGUAGGAAGUUUGGGCUUAUUAUUCUUUAUUGUGAUCUCUACUCAUUGCCCAGCAGUUCUAAUUCAGGAAAUCAUUCUGUUUUUCAUGUUUUAUGACAAUUUAAGGUCCCUGGGAGUCAGAAUCGACUUGACAGCAACGGGUUUGGCUUUUGGUUUUAGGUGAUUCAGACCCAUCCAGUGGUAUUGCAGAAGAAAUGCCUGGCAAUCUGCUUCCGUAAAAUUACAGCCAAAAAAACAUCAUGAAGCAGUUCUACUUUGUAACACAUGGGGUCACCAUGAGUCAGAAUUGACUCAAUGGUAGCAUUUUUUUUUCUUUUUAGGAGAAUUUAAAUAAACAAAUAAAAUUUUACCAACUAUAUCCAUACAUGGAGCCCUGCUGGCACAGUGGUUAGGAGCUCAGCUGCUGAGCAAAAGGUUAUCAGUUCAAAUUCACCAGCUGCUCCUUGGAAACCCUAUAGCACAGUUCUACUCUGUCCUGUAGGGUCACUGUGAGGGAGAAUCAACUCAACGACAAUGAAAUUUCUGUUCUAUAGCCACAUUUAAGGAGCCCUGGGGGCGCAGUGGUUAAGUGCUCAAUUGCCAACCGAGAGGCCUGUGGUUUGAACCCACUGAAACCCAUCCACCAUGGGUGACCCCGUUGAUAUUUGAAAUACUGGUGGCACAGCUUCCAGCAUCAUAGUAACACAAGCCACCACAGCACCACAAACUGACAGAUGGGUAGUAGAACCUAUAUGUAACCCACACAAAAACAAAGGAGAGAUGAUGAUGAUUUUAAUAAAUUUCCAAAAUAAAGGAUAGGAUUGAGUACUAGAAGAAGGCCUAUAACCGCA